Molecule: messenger RNA, 1224 nt
Organism: Drosophila persimilis
Lineage: Eukaryota; Metazoa; Arthropoda; Insecta; Diptera; Drosophilidae
Exons: 4
Coding region: 1-1224 (407 amino acids)
Source: RefSeq, a predicted model, not a curated record
AUGUUGCCCUACCUUGCUGCCAGCUGCUUGCUGCUGGCUCUAAGCUGCCUGCAGCCAACGACCGCGGCCAUCCACAAACGGAGCGGUGCCAACGCGGCCAACGGGCUGGGAGAAGAGUCAGCGAGCACCGCCCACUCCCACUCAAAGCAUGCGCCUAAUCCGACAGGGAGCGUCGAGAACACGGACCUCUUGGAUAAACUGAGCUGGAAGUGCGCCAACAAUGCGAGCUGUCUGUACGGCGUUGCCAAUGGGAUCAUGGCCUCGUACCGACGGGGCGAAACCAUCAAGCUGGGACUCUUCGACCUGGUCAGGCUCCCCGACCUGGACGCAACACACAAGCACAAGUGGGGCACAGGCCGAGGCCUGGCCAGCUUCAUGGACUUUGUCAGUGGCAAUGCCGUGCGGGUGCCCGUUGGCCCCAUGGUCUUUAGUGUGCAGCGAUCGGAAGACGACACUGAUUACAUUGAGGUGGCGCUCCUGAAGAAGGCCUCCAGCGGCACAGGGCGGCUGCAGGGCAACGGCGGUGGAGGUCUGCUCGGAGGCGGAGGUGGCAGCGGCCUUGGAGGCGGCGGUAACGGGGGAGGCGGCCUACUAAGUGGACUAGGAGGUGGCGAUAGCGGAGGUGGGGGUGGAGGUGGAGGAGUCUUACGCCGACGACAUCAGCACCAGGACAAGAAGCAGUUCCAGAUGCUCAUACCCAUGUAUCUGGCAGCGACAACAUUUGGUUGGACAAUGGUGGCCGCCAAGGCGGUGGGUCUGCUCACUCUGAAGGCUCUAAUCCUAUCAAAAAUCGCAUUUGUCGUGGCCGCUAUAGUCCUGAUCAAGAAGCUGAUGGAUAAUGCCAGCGAAAAGAUGAUGUAUCAGUUUCCGGAGCAAACUCCCUAUAUGAUGCCUUAUGGGAUGGACUAUGGUGGUCUUCAUGGCGGCGAUAUCUCUCCAGAGAUGUAUCCAGGCUCGCUGCAUCAUCUGGCAAUGGCCGGCGGCGGCCAACUGCCCGGUCAUCCUGGCCUGGAGAGCCUCAGCGCCGAGAGUCAUCUGCACUCACAGGUCUCCAGCGACGGCAGCAACCACACCCAGGUGCUGGCAGCUCUGGGCGGUCUCGGCGGCCUGGGCCAUAAAAUCAAACGUGAGGACUCUUGGAUGGCGAAGAGUAAGUCCAAUCCAGCCAGGCGACCACUCAUCUAUAACUACGUCCAGCCGCACAUGCCCUACUACCGCUCCUGA